Molecule: messenger RNA, 3156 nt
Organism: Oreochromis niloticus (Nile tilapia)
Lineage: Eukaryota; Metazoa; Chordata; Actinopteri; Cichliformes; Cichlidae
Product: zinc finger protein 726-like
Exons: 4
Coding region: 355-1530 (391 amino acids)
Biological process (GO): regulation of transcription by RNA polymerase II; embryo development
Cellular component (GO): nucleus
Molecular function (GO): DNA-binding transcription factor activity, RNA polymerase II-specific; RNA polymerase II transcription regulatory region sequence-specific DNA binding
Source: RefSeq, a predicted model, not a curated record
GAUUGAAUGUUGGGUUUUAUUUCACUUUGUUUACAGAAGAUUUUCAGCUGAAUGAAGAAGUUCAGUUCAAUUUGAUUUUAUUUAUGUAGCAUCAAAUCACAACAACAGUUGCCUCAAAGUGUUUUAUAUUAUGAGAUAAAGACCCUACACCAGAACACAGAAAGUUCCAUAAUAAGAUGACCCCUAUGAGCAAGUGCAUUGGUGACAGUGGAAAGGAAAAACUCCCUUUUAACAAGAAGAAAUCUCCAGCAAACCAAGCUCAGAGAGGGGCAGCCUUCUGCAGAGACCUGUUGGGCCGAUCACCGCUGAGCAGCAGAGGAACCUUUUCAGCCGCUUGGACUCAGCUCAGUCACGAUGGAUUCAACACAAAAGGACCAACAUGGAGAGAGAAGUCAGUGCUCUCAGGAGGCCGACAAACCUCACAGAAGAAAGGCAGAGGAAACAUACAGCUGUGACGAGUGUGGGAAGGAUUUUAUUGGGCAGUCCAACCUGAAAUGUCAUCAACUCAUCCACACUGAAGAGAGACAAUUUAGCUGUGACUUGUGUGAAAAAUCUUUUACUAAGCCUGAACACUUAAAAACACACCAACUCAUACACUGCAACGUUAAAGCGCUCAGCUGCGAUCAGUGCGGCAGAGUUUUCACUCAGUGUAGCAGCUCACCGAUGUAUCAAGUUACCCACCCUGGAAUUAAGGUGGAGGACUGUGACAUGUGUGGAAAAACUUUCAGCCAGUUAGGAUACCAAAAUAUACAACUACCCAUUCACACUCUACAUGGUGAUUACUACUGUGAUCAAUGUGGCAAAAAGUGCGCAACAGACACAGAAUUGCACCACCACGUGUUUACACACACUAUGGAGAGACCUUAUAAAUGUGACCUGUGUAAUAAGGCUUUUACAACUCUACGGCUCCUGAAAAAACACCAACAGAUCCACAGUAGAAAGAAACUCUACAAGUGCAGUUACUGUGAGAAGCAGAGCGACACAGAUGGAUCCACUUCUCAACCCUGUCAUCGCUGUGGUGGUGGGAAAGCGUUUCGUUGUGACCUUUGUGGAAAAACUUUCAAUCAGCAGCGGUGCCUAAAAUUACAUCAGCGUAGACACACUGGAGAUAAAAUGAACUACUGCAAAGAAUGUGGGAAAGGCUUCCCCACACCGAGUGAAUUAAAAAUACAUGAACUCUGUCACAGUGGGGUUAAAAAGCACGUCUGUGACCAAUGUGGGUCAUCCUUCACCACUGCAUGUGACCUUAAAAAGCAUAAACGAGUCCACACAGGAGAGAAACCAUACACGUGCAGACACUGUGACAAGAGCUUUUCACAAUCAAGUUGUCGUAACCUUCAUGAGAGUACACACGUUAAAGGGAACUUUAGCUGUGACCAGUGUGACAAAAGCUUCAUGAAUCUCAGUUCAUACUCCAAACACAAGCGAUCCCACGCUGUUAAUAAACUGUUUCACUGUUACCAAUGUGCAAAAACAUUCACUUCAUUAUCAGCUCUGCACAACCAUCGGCGUGAUCAUGCAGGACUGUGAUCACUGUCAUCACUGGAUCACAAUGAAUCUGAAGAGACAGAAAGAUCCUCUUCUGGUUUUAGGGUCAGACUUAAAAACCUUGAGAUCAGGCUCCACAGAGUUCAGAUGGAGUCUCCUGUAAAGAGUGUCAGCUGAUGUCACACUUGGAUCUGAUGAGGUAGCUCUGAUUUGUGGAGCUGCAGUGAAUAAACCUGGAUGUUACAUUUAUGAAGCUGCAAGUAAAGAUAUGCACAUCAAGUUUUUUUUUCCUUUGAGGGAUUUUAAUAUUCUAAAAUGUUAUCCCUGUUACAUUUUAAUCUUUGUUCUCUUAGGAUAUAGUAGUGUUGUACUUUUUACUGUAUUAUUGAAGUUAUAGGAAUAUAUUUUAUUUUAUACUACCAAACUGAUAUUGUUUCAAAACCGCAGAUGUGCAUAGAAACAUUAUUUUUUUACAUUUCAUUUUAACUUCUUGCUUUUUUCCCAAAUCUAACUUGUUUUCUGAAGCAACAACAACUGCUGUGACUUUGUGUCCAGAAAAAAGAAACUCAAGCUAAAUUGGUGUUGGGCUGUACUUCCAUGUAAUACCAGUUUGUACCAGAAGGAGGAGCAGUGAGUCAGUGUAACCAUUAUUUAAUCAGUCAAAGAACACAUUCUUAUAGGGCUUUGGAGUUGACGUAACGCUGCAAUGGAUUGUGGGAGCGUGGCGCCAUUUGAGAAGGCCACGAAUCAAAACAAACGCACUGUGUUGGAAGGACGACUGCCAGAACCAUGCUUAAAAUCAGCUCAAAAGUCAAAGGGCUGUAUCGAGAGCGAUUGAGCCCGGAUGCCAAGAGACGGUACUUGGAAACGAUAGCAUGCAUUGGUAAUGUGGACCCAUAUGAAAUACGGCAGUGGAGUAGAAACCCUGAAGACCUACCGCCAUUGUCCUACCCUAAUACCUUGUCUGUGGAGUCAAUGCAUACAUGGCGAAUCAUUUUCGGAAUUAUAAAUCCCUGGAGGCGCACAUCUAAUUCACAAACGGUUGGGUACAAGAUUUGGCCGUUUUUAAGCCUCCACGUUGUGAGUAGGUUGACCAUAUGACCAAGAUACAGCCAGAGGUCGCACAUCACAUUGACUUCUCCUCAGCAGCUGCCCCAAAAAUUGCUCUAGAUGAGAACAUAAACACACCGUCUGCAGUGAAAGGCAAAAGGAGCCGUCCGCAAAAAAGGCAAAUUUCACUUGCUAGUCUGGAGGAGUUGUCACCGAUAAGCUACUCUAUAAACAGAACAUAGUUCUGCUGGAUCACACGUUAGGAUGUUUGAGCCUAUAAAGAGCAAUAUGAAUUUCUUUAGAACAUACUGAAAUGAAAAUGUCGGGAGCACACCAACAAAAAAUAAUGGCAGAGAACUCGAUAUCAGCUCGUCUCACCGCUGCUAUCCAAGCCUGACGUCUUUGUUUGGUAACAUACGUGAGAUCCCUCGCGUUGCUUCCAGCAGGGGAAACGAUAAAAAGAGCCCAUUUUUCAGCUUAUUCCCUUCCCGAUCGUGCGAUCUAACAUUGCAACCGACAACACAGCAAGUGCGAGCCAUAGCUGAUGUUUCCAUAUGCUGUUGCUCCUGUAGCCGUUUGUUUGGCCUACUAAUAUGGCGGCUCGACCCCAAAUCGUGA